AUGGACGUUACGGUUGGUAAAGGGAAUGAGAAGGUUAUGAGUGGGGAAUCAGCAGCGCGUGCAAAAGAAGAAUUAGAAGAAGCUAGGGGGAUGGAUCUCGAAGAAGGUUGUCUUCGAACGAAGGCACAAGAUUUGUGCUGCCCGUGGCGUGUGGGACGAUGGGGGAAAGCUAAAAGGACCAGACGUAUAUUGGUGUCAUAUGUAGCAUGCGAGGAAACACAAGCUCCUGCUGUGUGA
This is a messenger RNA of Dovyalis caffra, 237 nucleotides long. Lineage: Eukaryota; Viridiplantae; Streptophyta; Magnoliopsida; Malpighiales; Salicaceae. The record is from the annotation of a GenBank genome assembly.